Paramacrobiotus metropolitanus is the source of this 2348-nucleotide messenger RNA. RefSeq names its product neuropeptides capa receptor-like. The transcript is spliced from 10 exons. The record is from RefSeq and is a predicted model, not a curated record. Lineage: Eukaryota; Metazoa; Tardigrada; Eutardigrada; Parachela; Macrobiotidae. The coding region runs from base 873 to 2126 and encodes 417 amino acids. Gene Ontology annotation, molecular function: neuropeptide receptor activity. Gene Ontology annotation, cellular component: plasma membrane. Gene Ontology annotation, biological process: neuropeptide signaling pathway.
CCGUACAAACGUAAGUUUGUCCCGUCUGCCGACAAAUCGAUCUUCUUUGCCAUUGUAAAGUGUGCCAGUCGACGGAUGUAUUCGUUAUUGAUGAGCGAAUUCAUUAAACAGACGUCGACGACAAAAUAGCUUAUGUUGGUUGAAGAAUCUCCUUUAAUUUUGCAAGUCCGGGCCGAUCUGCAAUGCAGUACUAAUGAAUUAGCUUGUUCAAGUUACUUUGUGCAUUUUGCAUUGCUCGAAGGAUAAUCUAACGUUAACAUUAUAAUUUGCUUAUUAAAAUUAUUUUCGGCUACAAAGUGGAUGUUUAAUAAUGCACUGCAAGGUAGGCCGAUAAAUCCAAAUGUCAUUAAACGUUUUGUGCUACCAAAACUAGAAAAAAAUGUGUAUAACAUAAUGUACCCAAAACGAAGGCAGAUAGCGGCUUGCGGUUUUCAUCGCCGGGCAUUUAUGUUUUGCAUAAAUUUGUUCGUGCUUACUUUAUUUUUAGCACAGAUCUGUUAAUCUCAUUAUAAUUACAUACUUCUUUAUUCCAUUGUUCAGUCGCAUCAAAAAGGGUGUCCAGUCGCAUCUUUGCGUGCAAUGCUUUGCGUAUGGUCUAAUUGCAUCUUUCUGUUCCAGACAGUGCAAGAUGCAACAAACCGCGCACGGACACGUGUAUAGUAAUAUAGCUACGACAAAUUUGUUUUAGAUUUAAAUAGCAUUGCCGCUAUUGUUGUUACGAAAGAAAACCAUACAACACGUAAUUUGACAUGAACUAUCGUAAACGCAUACUUUAUAACAUGUGGCUUGUUGGCACUGUGCGUGUAUAACUGUGCCGAAUAACCAAUAAAGCGGCACACGACUCAGGAGUUGAUUGUUGUUACCUUCAAAAAAUGGGUUAUUUUGCCGCCGGAUCGUUUAAUUUGUCAGUUGCUUAUUUGUCGGGGCAAUUGAAUGCUACUUUUGACAUCGAAAAAUAUAUUCGGCAACACCUUGGUGAUCGCGUAAUUCCGUACGGCCAUCUGCUUACGGUAGUGUAUGGAAGUCUGUUUGUCUUUGGAUUAUUCGGAAAUUUUUCCACCAUCUGCCUACUCUUAAUAUGGAACAGAAGCAGAAACUGGAAUGGGAUCGAUCCUUAUGUGAUGAAUCUCGCCUUGACAGAUCUCGUGCAAACAUUAGUUAGUCUUCCAUUGGAAAUCUACAAAUACUGGAACCAGUAUCCGUGGGUAUUUGGACAGUUUAUUUGUUCCUCCAUAGCCUUGCUUGCAGAAGCUGCACUUUGUUCCUCUAUCCUCACCAUUAUUGCCUUCACGAUCGAAAGAUUUAUAGCUGUAGUACAUCCCAUGAAGGCGUAUCGGUCUUACCGAGGAGCUCGUCCUUGGAAGACAAUUUUAUUGUGCUGGCUAUUAGCCAUUGUCAAUUCUGUGCCCUUUGCCUAUUACCACAAUGUAAACGUUUUGCAAAGCCCUGACGGAAUCGACAUAGCGGAGGCUUCUUGGUGCGCGAUUCACUACAAUCUCAACGCCCAACUUGCUCCAUUGUUUUUAUACUCAGCAGUAACAUUUUACGCCGUUCCGAUGCUUUUGCUUAUCGUCCUGCAUUUAAAAAUCUGGAUUGUGGUCCAGAAGAGAGCCCUUGCCGCCAAAGAAGAGGAAGAAGCUUACACUUGUCCACCUUCUCCGCCCUUUACGGACCCGAACUUGACCUUUGGGACAAUUGAUCUGCAUCUGCAGGCCGCUUACUCUAAGCGACCCAGUCGACUGUCGGUUUGCUCCAGAACAUACGAGCAGCACUGCCAGAGCAACAAGCGCUUGUUUUACGGCUUACUUGCCAUCGUCAUAAAUUUCUUUCUGUGCUAUGGUCUGUUCCAUGCACAAAGGCUGAUGUUUGCCUUAGUGGACUGGAAUGAUCGUGAAGAAGCUCGCAAAAUGUACCAAAUCAACAGCAUACUGUUUCCGGUUUCCGGCUUCCUGUACCAUGCAAAUCCUGCCCUCGAUUCCAUAUUGUAUUCUCUAAUGAGCGAGAAAUUUCGACAAAUUUGUUCCAAAGUUUGCCGGUGCCCGGUUUACCUAAAAUGCCGCAGUCGCAGUAAUUCCGCACCUGUUGACGACUUGAACUGCAACAAGGCUGUGACUGCUGAAUUAUAACCAAUUAAACGAAAAGUAUUUGCACAUAAAUUUUUAAACUAGAGUGGUAGUAACAACCGCUGUUGUUUGCGGUAGAUCACCUUACGCUUAUUGUAUCAUAUCUUGUUGCUCUGUUAAAUUGGUAAAUGUACUCACCAGAAGGAACCAGAAGUUAGAAGCGUUAAUGCUUUAGUGUUACAACGUCGCUGCGGACGCUGGAAACGGGAAUACGGACUUUGUGCG